UAUCGCUUCUAAUUUUCCGCGAAUCUCCGAUCAAUCUCGCUAGUUCAAAUAGCCCUAAAUUUGCCGAUCUAGGCUUCACGCCGGAACCCACUCACUCUCUCGCGGAGAAGAAGAAGAAGAAGAAGAUGGGAAUAAUACGGAGCAGCUUCUCUUUCCUCACGGGAACAGUGUGCGGAAUCUACAUCGCCCAGAACUACAACGUUCCCAACAUCAAGCAGCUUGGCCGCUGCGCCGUCUCGAUGGCGAAGCAACUUGAGGAGAAAUAUCGAAAACCCAAAAGUAGAGACGACGACGUUUGACAGAUUCCACUUCCUUCUCCUUCAAAAUCAAUCUUUUUUUUUUCUCCUGAUAAUUUUGGUACUUUGUUGUGGGAUUGUAAAUUCAGAGAAAGUCAACAAUCAAAUAGAAUCAAAUGAAAAUUCUUUUUCUCA
Eutrema salsugineum is the source of this 431-nucleotide messenger RNA. RefSeq lists its product as uncharacterized. The record is from RefSeq and is a predicted model, not a curated record. The transcript has a single exon. The coding region runs from base 126 to 299 and encodes 57 amino acids. NCBI's taxonomy places the organism in Eukaryota, Viridiplantae, Streptophyta, Magnoliopsida, Brassicales, Brassicaceae.